Portunus trituberculatus (swimming crab) is the source of this 2901-nucleotide messenger RNA. RefSeq lists its product as uncharacterized. The coding region runs from base 504 to 2693 and encodes 729 amino acids. The transcript has 7 exons. Lineage: Eukaryota; Metazoa; Arthropoda; Malacostraca; Decapoda; Portunidae. The record is from RefSeq and is a predicted model, not a curated record.
ACCUUUUUUUUUCCUUAUUUCUAUUAGUCUUUUUAUUUUUAUCAUUCUGUGCAGGAACUAGUUAUAUUGGUAUGUUUUUUUAUCUCCAUUUAUCCACUCUUUCCUUUAGUUGAUGUGCAUUUCUGGUCUUUAUCAUCUCUCCUCUGUUAUGUUACUAAGCUAAACUCACCCAGUAAUUUUAUACAAAGCCUCAGUUUCAUGUGUUUUGGUUCUUCGUGUCACUUUAUUCAAUCAUUCCUCAAGAUGGUGUCCGUAUUACCUCUAUUUUUACCCUUUACUUAGUUGUAUUUGCUGAAUUAUGUACAGGACAUUAGUUAUAUUUGUGCAGUUGAUAACAGAAUAGAAAUAGGAACUUAGGCCUUGAGAGGAGGAGUUAGAGCAGAAGGGAGGAGCCAGAGGUGUGGGAGGAGUUACUGGUGUCUGGAGGUACUGAAAGCGUGGAGGGGAGAGAUGCGUCAGUCCUCGCAGAGCGUCUUGCCUGAGUUGCAGUGCUUGGAGGGAGAAUGAAGCCACCACCACUACUGCUGCUGCUAUUAGUGGCAGGUUUUGUGAGCUGCAUCCCCCAAGAGAGGCUUGAUAGAGGGGAUGGCAAGGACAGUGUGGUGCCUCAGUUUGGUGUGGGCAGCAGUGGUGGUUCAUCCAGGAAUCUGAGUGAGGAUUCAGACCAGGAGAGUGUGGACGAGCUGCCUAGGGAUGUGAGAGCUGAUGACGACACACAGGCAAGAAAAGAUCUCUGGGAAUCAAAACUUAUCCAGACACAAGAAGAGAACAUAAGCUCACCCAAAGCACUCUCUAGAAGUUUACGAAUAUUCAGAUAUAGAGAAGUUCCCUCAAGAUCCAAGAAAAGAUCGCGUGCAAGGUAUGGAUACAGAGGAAGGUCGAAGCAGAAACCAGUAAGUUAUGGUGCAGAUCACAACAAUAUCCAGGAAGAUGAGGAAGACUACAAUUCAGGUGAGCAGGAAGGAGUGGAGGAGAAUGAUGAGGUGGAGGAUGGCAAUGAUGGAGACUAUGAUGAUGAGGAUGAUGACAAGGCCCAGGAAAUGGAUGAGAAGGAGGAGGAAGAACAAGAGGAAGAGGAGGAAGAUUUACGAAGACCACCUAAAAGUCGCAAAAAGAAACCCCGAAAAGGAUGGAUGAGACGAAGAAGAACAAGAUAUCGUGAAGGACAUGAGGACACAAAGAGAGGGUACAGAGAAUACAACAACCUUGGCAGUGAUGAUGAAACAAGUCCCCCCUUAGAAAGCCAGAUGAAGAGCCGAGAGAAACGACAGGUGGGAAGCAAUGCUAGAGGAAGAGAAGGCAAUGAGUAUAGUGACAGCGGUUCCAGUGACUCAGAUGAUGCUGAUGAGACAACACCACUUCUCUGGGGCUCAAGGAAGACAGGGGAUAGAAAUGGCAGGAAAAUAUAUAGGGAUGAUAGCCGUUACAGUAGCAGGCGCAAGACCACUGAUAGGGGAAUAUUAUCUAAAAUUAAGCAAAUACUAUAUCCAUUCAUUAAAUAUAAGAAACUUAAGAACAGAGACAGUGAGAAUGAGAAGCGAGGUUAUUAUGGAGACAAUGAGGGGAAAGAAAUUAUGAAGAGGGGGUUGGGUUCUAAAUUCCGGGCUUUGAUGAAGGGAAUGAAACAAAGGAUCGGUUCACGUCAAAAGCUUAUAGACGAUAACAAUAAAAGCCUGAAUAUGAAAAAUAGUGAAGUGCUUGCUGAAUCAAAGGCUGAUGAUAGAGAAUACAAGGGUGGUCAGGAUCAGAAAAUUAAUCAUAAGAAUAUUUUUUCCAUAAUCAAAGCCAGGUUUGGUAAGAAAGAUAAGCCUAGGACCAAUUCAUAUCAAAGAUUCAGUAACAGCGAAGAUUAUGGUAAUUUUGGCUAUGCCGGGGAUGAUGAGAGUCAGGAUAUUGUUAAAAGGGGAUUUAUCGCAAAAAUAAGAAAUUUGUUCAAUAAGAUGAGGAAAACUAAACCCAGUGCAUAUGAGAGAGUUAGGGAGAGUCAGAGAAGUGAUGAUGGAUGGAGGAACGACGGCUAUGAUGAAGGUGAUACGUACAAUGAUGAACAAAUGGAUUAUGAGGAUUAUGGUGAUGAGACAACGCUGCUGCUGCCAGAGGAGAGGAGGGGAUCCCGCACUUCCGCCACACGUUUCAGGAACAAACGCAGUGACAUAAAUCUGCUGGAGAGAGUCUUGAGGAAUGUUGCUCUCAUUUCCUCACACCUGAAGGAGGAAGUGACUCCAAACACCUCCCCAUCUCCCCUCCUGGGUAACCCGAAGGAGUCACUGCAGAAGGAGAAGAUUGAGAGGGAUGUGCUUGGAGGAAAUGAAGAUGAGGAUGAGAAUGACAAGGUUAGCAAAUAUGAUGAGGGUGAUAGUGAAGAUGAGGGCAUAGGUGAUGAUGAUGAGGAGGAGGAGGAGAAGGAGGAGCAGGAGGAGGAGGAGGAGAAAGAGGAAGAGGAAGAUGAAGAGAAAGGCAAAGAUUAUGAUGAUAGUGAAGGCAAAGGUAAAAACAGAGAGUAUGAUGAGGAUUAUGAAAGUGAAGCUCAAGAUGAAGAGAAUGAGAAGCAGGGUGAUGAAUAUGAUGAUCAAGAAAGUGAGGAUGAUUUAGCUGAUGAAUAUGAGACUGAAAAUGAAGAGAAUGAAGGAGAAACAGAUGGAAAUGAGAAUGGUGGUGAAGGGAAGAUAGAUGAAUAUGAGGAGGAGAAUUAAGGAAGCAAAAGAUAAAAUGAUAAGAAUUUGAAAAAUAAGUAUAGUAAAAAUGAAGAUGAUAGCUAUGAAGAUUAUGAUGAUGAUAGUGAUGAAUAUGAUGAUUAGUGAUUACAAUGAUAGAAAUGUGAAAGAAGUAUUAAAAUAGAAGUAAGAUGUAAUAAUGAGAAGGAUUAGAAUAUGAUGAUAGUGAUGAUGAUUAUAAUAAAAA